AUGUCUGGAACGAGUGGGCAGUGUCUGGACCUGGCAGGUGGAGUCAUAAGUGGCAUCGUGGUGGUGGAGGUGGAGCAGCUGCCUUACAGCUCGAGGGCUGUGCUCCGGGAGAGGAUCAUCAUGAUCAUGGCGCUGCGGAGGUCUCGGUCUCGGUCUGGGUCUCCGCCCCGACCCGCGCCGUCCACGGCUCCGAGCUGGCAGCGGGUCCGCGGGGGCGCCUUUCUGCCGCCGCCGCCGCCGCCGCUGCUGCUGCUCGCCGUGCUCACUUGCUGCGCGCUGCUUUGCCGCGGGGACGAGUUCUCCAUCCUGGAGGAGGCGCAGGUCGCGGCCGUGCACAUGGAGAAGCUGUCCUCGCAGGAGCUGGGGGUGUUCGCCAUGCAGAGAAUAUUCAACUCCUUUGUGUACACAGAGAAAACGUCCAAUGGCGAAACUGAAGUGCAGCAGUUGGCGAAGAAGAUCCGUGAAAAGUUCAACCGGUACCUUGAUGUGGUGAACAGGAACAAACAAGUGGUGGAGGCCUCCUACACAGCCCACUUGACUUCGCCGCUGACCACCAUCCAGGACUGCUGCGCUAUCCCGCCAUCCAUGAUGGACUUUGAUGGCAGUUUCAACACCAACGUCUCCAAAACCAUUUGCUGUGACCGCCUUUCCCUCACUGUCAAUAGCAGAGCCUUCAACCCGGGCAGGGACCUCAAUGCUGUGCUGGCAGACAACCUCAAGUCCAAUCCUGGGAUCAAGUGGCAGUAUUUCAGCUCUGAAGAAGGGAUCUUCACUGUAUUUCCAGCUCAUAAGUUUCAUUGCAAGGGAACCUACGAGCACAGGAGCAGGUCUGUCUACGUGUCUGCCGUAAGGCCGCAGUCUAAGCACGUUGUGGUGAUCAUUGACCAUGGAGCCUUUGUGACGGACACCCAGCUCCAGAUUGCCCGUGAUGCUGCCUUAGUUGUUCUCAAUGCAAUCGACGAGCAUGACAAGAUCUCUGUCCUGGCGGUGGCAGAUGUGGUGCGCUCUUGCUCCCUGGACCAGUGUUAUAAGACCUUCUUGUCUCCUGCCACCAGUGAGACCAAAAGGAAGAUGACCUCCUUCAUCAACAACAUCAAGGCUUCUGAUAGCCACACCCAGCAUGCACUGGGUUUCCAGAAGGCAUUCCAGCUCCUCAGGAACACCAAUAAUGCCACGAGGCAGCAGACGACCACAGACAUGGUGAUCAUUUACCUGUCUACGGGCGUCACGUCCAGACACUCCUCUGAUUUUGAGAAGAAGACCACCCUAAGAGUUGUGAAGGAGGAGAACCGGCAUCUCAACAAUUCUGUCAUGAUCCUCACCUAUGCUCUUAUGAACGCAGAGGGUGUGACUGGCCUGAAGGAGCUAGCCUUCCUGAGGGACCUGGCUGAGCAGAACUCUGCCAAGUAUGGCGUGCCGGAUCGCUCAACCCUCCCCGUGGUUAAAGGCAGCAUGAUGGUCCUCAACCAGCUCAGCAACCUAGAGACCACCGUGGGCCGCUUCUACAUCAACCUGCCCAACCGCAUGAUCGACGUGGCCGUCUUCAGCCUACCCUAUGCUGAUCAGAUGGGUGACGGUUUCAUUAUGACUGUAAGCCGCCCUUGUUAUUUUGGUAACUUGUUACUUGGAGUUGUGGGAGUUGAUGUAAACCUGGCUUAUAUUCUGGAAGAUGUCACCUACUACCAGGAUUCCCUUGCAUCCUAUACCUUCCUUAUAGACAACAAAGGAUACACGCUCAUGCACCCCUCUCUCACUCGGCCCUACCUCAUGACCGAGCCCCCUCUUCACACCGACAUCAUUCAUUAUGAGAACAUCCCAGGAUUCCAACAGGUGCGACAGAACAUCCUCAGCCUCCCCUUGGGCAGCCAGGUCAUCAGAGUACCAAUGAACUCUUCCCUGUCUUGGCAUAUGAAUCGCCUGCGUGACUCCAGCCGGGAUGCCUACAAUGUCAGCUACGCGUGGAAGCUGGUUCAGGACACCACUUUCAUCCUGUGCAUUGUCUACGUGCAGCCUGAAAUUCCCAUCAAGCACCUAAAAAACCUUAACACAGUCCCCAGCAGCAAGCUCCUGUACCACCGCCUGGACCUACUGAGUCAGCCCAACUCCUGCCUGCACUUCAAGCAGCUCUCCACCGUUGAGAGUCCCACGGUGAUGCUGUCGGCCGGCAGCUUCUCCUCACCCUACGAGCACCUGAGCCAGCCAGAGACCAAGCGUAUGGUGGAGCACUACACGGCUUACCUGAGUGACAACACACGCCUCAUCGCCAACCCUGGGCUCAAGUCAUCGGUGAGAAAUGAAGUAAUGGCCACCAGUCACAUAACGGAUGAAUGGAUGACUGUGAUGGAGAUGAGCAGCCUGAACUGCUACAUUGUGCGCCGCUAUGUGGCAACGCCUAGUGGAGUGCUGAGAAUAUACCCUGGGUCUCUUAUGGAAAAGUUCUUUGACCCCACCAGGAGACAAUGGUACCAGCAUGCCGUGGCCAACCCGGGACUCAUCACCUUCACAGGGCCUUACCUCGAUGUGGGUGGAGCUGGCUAUGUGGUCACCAUCAGCCACACCAUUCACUCAUCCAGCUCUCAAACCUCUCCCGGCUCCGUGGUGGCUGUGAUGGGCAUCGACUUCACCCUGCACUACUUCUACAAGGUGCUGUUGGACCUGCUGCCUGUCUGCAACCAGGACAAAACUAAAAUCCGGUGUUUCAUCAUGGAAGACCGAGGGUACCUGGUGGCCCAUCCCACCCUCAUUGACCCCAAAGGACACGCACCAGCGGAGCAGCAGCACAUUACCCACAAGGAGCCCUUGGUCGCCAAUGACAUCCUCAACCACCCCAACUUCGUGAAGAAGAACUUGUGUAACAGCUUCAGUGACCGGACCGUGCAGCGCUUCUAUAAGUUCAACACCAGCAUUAUGGGUGACCUGACCAACCUGGUCCAUGGCAGCCACUGCUCGCGGUACCGACUGACUCGCAUCCCCGGCACCAACGCCUUCGUGGGCAUCGUGAACGAGACAUGUGACUCACUGGCAUUCUGUGCCUGCAGCACGGUCGACCGGCUCUGUCUUAACUGUCACAGGAUGGAGCAGAAUGAGUGCGAGUGCCCCUGUGAGUGUCCCUUAGAGGUCAAUGAGUGCACUGGACACCUCACCAGUGCAGAGAACAGGAACCCCAGCUGCGAGGUGCACCAGGAGCCCCUAUCCCUGCCGCUCAUGGACUCGGGGCAGCAAGAUACCCUGGCCCAGUGCAUUAACACACGCUGCGGCCAGAGGCUGACGAGCAGUGACUGCUUGGGAGUGCUGGAUUGCGAGUGGUGUAUGGUGGACCGCGAUGGGAAGACCCAUUUGGACAAACCCUACUGUGCCCACCAGAAGGAAUGUUUUGGUGGGAUCUUGGGAGCCAGAAGUCCUUACAUGGAUGGACUGGGUGAACUUGAGGACGAGGUGGCUUCCCUCAGCACGAUGAAGAGUGCACCUGUUGGACCAGUGGCUGGUGGCAUCUUGGGCUGUAUCAUGGUCCUGGUGCUGGCUAUAUAUGCAUACCGCCACCAGAUCCACCGCCGCAGGCACCAGCACAUGUCUCCACUAGCUGUCCAAGAGAUGUCCGUUAGGAUGUCCAGCCUGGACAAUGAGCGGGAAGAAGACAGUCAUGAAGACCGAGGGAUAAUGAGUAACACACGCUUCAUCGCUGCGGUUAUGGAGAGGAGGGCGCACAGUCCAGAGCGAAGACGUCGGUACUGGGGCCGUUCUGGCACUGAGAGUGACCACGGCUACAGCACUAUGAGUCCCCAGGAAGACAGCGAGAACCCACCCUGUAACAAUGAGCCCCUGUCGGCGGGGGUGGACGUGGGGACCCAGGAGGAUGACCUGGAGCUGGACACGCCACCGCAGACAGCGGCAUUACUCAGCCAUAAAUACCGCCCAUGUCGGCUGCCACCCCACCCGCCACUGCACCGCCCGCAUCGCCUGCAGGCUGCUGUCACCGUGCACAGUGUGGAUGCUGGCUGCUGAAGGCCCCGUGUGGAAGGGGACAGUGGGCAUUUCUUUAUAAUGAAAAGAAAAUAGCUAGAGAAUCAUAAAGACAUGUUUGUUUCACUCCCUCAGAACACAUGAAAGCUGAAAGGACACAAUAUGUGAGAACUGGACAAGGUCUAGCACGUGGCAGAUGGAAAUGCAAAUCGUAUGAGGGAUUCCUGUGAACUGCAUUCCUCAUUUUUUGAGGAUUAAAAGUGGUUAUUUUUCUACUAUUUAUUUAAGGCAUUUUUUUUUAAUGCAGUUAAUCUUUAUGGACAGAUUUUGGGUGACAGUAUUGCUUAGAUGCCAUUUGAACAGAUGACAAGAGACGUGAUGCAUCACACUGCUCCUCCUAUCCCUUUAGAGUGUUUUGGGGGAAACUACUUGUAUGCAUUUCACACAGUAUGAAACAUGAAGAUAUGGAAGAGAUGGACAACUAUGAACAUUUUUGAUGUAAAGAGCGGCUUUUUUUCUGGAUGUUUGUCACACUCAAUGUGCAAUGACUCCCAUUCCACUGUUUCUUAAAGCAAAUCCAUUUUUUACGGUAUUUGCAUAAAAAAGAUCUUAAAGACUUAUACUGCCUCUAUUCUCUUAAUGUUAAAAAUACCAGAGUCUCCUCAGGGGGUCAAUGUCUGCACCUGACUUUGUGUCUAAAUGUAUCCCAUCAUAAUGCAUCUAUUUUUAGCCCUAAUUGAUUUUUGCAUGUAGAUGGCAGAUGGCGGGUUCCUGGAACGUAGGUAACAGCAAGUCAGCUCAGAAUGGUACAAAAGCCCCUUCAUCACAAUGCAACUUAAGUCUUGAGAGUGGAAAUGUUUUUUACCAUUAAACACAGAAUAAUUGCCAGUACUUUGGCGUCUGCCAAAAUCUGCGUCAUUCCCGGUAUUAACUGUGUUUUUUUUUUUAAAACACUGCUAAUGUUUGUAAAUGGAAAAUAUCAAGUGUCACUGUAUGCAAGUAACAUCUAGUGUAUAUCAAACACUAAAUUACUUUGUACUGGAAGAAAUAUGAUUUCUCAGUUCCUUCUUUCACACGUAAUAUAAUUAUUGUGGGAAACGUUAACUUGCAAUGUCAGUAAGAUUUCUCUUCCUCCUUUAAAGAUGCCUUUGCUUUGAAUUCAUCGUCUGGUCUUCGUAACAACUUUUGUCUGUUUUCCUUCUCUGUGUGUGGGUGGGUGGUGUGCUUCAGUGAAGUGGCUUGUACACUGGCCAUCUAUAUUUGUGUGUAUGAUUGAGAAGUGUGCAGCCAUUUGUGUUUUUAAGUCUGUGACAUAAGUACAGUAUGUGCCUGAAUAUUUUCUGUGUUCAAGAUAGUUAACCCGUUAACUAUCUGUUCAUUAGCUGACUAUUGUUUGGGAAAGGGUAAAUAAGGUGUACAAACUGGAGGAAUUAUCAAUCAAUCCUAGUAGUUAACUGGUUUUCACCUCACUGGGCUAACAUUUACUGGAGGCUUUAUGUCACUUUAAUUCACUUGCAUAUUUUGUAUCCUGUGGCCAUGUAAAGAAAUUGUAUGUAAUGAUAAUUUGUAAACCAGAAGUUGUGUGUGAACUGGAAUAAUUUCUACCUCAAUAACUGAGUGGAUUGUG
This is a messenger RNA of Scleropages formosus (Asian bonytongue), 5587 nucleotides long. Its product is annotated as VWFA and cache domain-containing protein 1-like. Lineage: Eukaryota; Metazoa; Chordata; Actinopteri; Osteoglossiformes; Osteoglossidae. Gene Ontology annotation, molecular function: voltage-gated calcium channel activity. Gene Ontology annotation, cellular component: voltage-gated calcium channel complex. The transcript has 28 exons. The record is from RefSeq and is a predicted model, not a curated record. The coding region runs from base 1 to 4002 and encodes 1333 amino acids.